GGGAACAUCUGCCCCCCCCCCCCGCAGCUUCGUAUGGUUGCCAAACAACAUCUAGACAGCCAUAGGAUUUUUUGGAGCCUAGUGGCCGUGCAUCGUUGGAUUGCACCUUGCGUUUUCAGGGCCUGCUUUCAGACGGAACGUUGUUUCCCAACUCAAGCUGUCAGAAGGCUUAAAGAGCAUCUUUAUCCUGUGGACAUUAAAAAUGUAACGCCUGAAGCUGUAGAAGCAGCAGCCCGGAUGUACCAUGCAAAACUUUUAGAGGAACCGUUAUCUGAUGCCGAGUUUUUCUCAGUCCCAGGAAGAGAGAAUGUUAAACUUAGUGCUUCAUCAAUGGACUUCCUUCCUCUGUACAGAGAAGAAAGUAUAUGCAGGCUUCUGGUCUUACUUGAUCCACAAGAGAAGCACACAGUUUUAGCAAUUUAUUUGCACAGCUCCUGGUGGCUUGUUGAAGAUGCAGUGAAAACAGCCGACCCUUCCCGAGAUGGUCUAAUAGAGGUCCAGACCUUUGCAGAAAGAAUCGUUCUCUUUUUGCUGAACGGCAUCAUUUUUGGAAUGCUAGAGAAGAAUCUGAGUCACGAUGAGCCGUUUUUGCCUCAUUCCAAGAGGGAGUGUGCCAAAAUCCUCUGGAGGAGUGGAGACGCGGCUGCCUUUUACACUGUCAAAGCGAAAGGAAGCUUGUGUGACGGGCACAGCAGCCAGUGCUACUUGCUCCCAGUUUUGGACACAGUGUUUGUCCGGAAAAAGUUCAGAAGACGUGGACUUGGAACGAAAAUGCUUCAUGAUUUUUGUCAGACGUUUGCCGCAGAGGAGGCCUUGGGGCUCAGCCACCCCAUUUCUGCAGGCAUGUAUCAAGUUUGUCGAAAGUUCUUGGAGACACAUCCUGAAGAGCAGUCACGGCUGUGGGAAGUAGAGGCACCCGGGGACUGGAGCCAGCGGGUUAAUAUCUGGCUAAAGAUUCAACUGGAACAAAAUCUUGCAAAAAAGGUGAAUCUGACCUGUGAGGUGGGAAGUACUCAAGAUGAUGAAGGAGAGCUGAAAAAGAAGGUUGGCCGCAUUCCUGAUACUGGGACAUCCCCAGAUGCAGCAGAGAUAUUCUGUGAUGAUCCUGAAUUGGUGUCUGGCCAACAGCCUCACGGUGGAGAAGAUGUUGUUCAACAUGAGGCUGAAGCACAGCAACACAAAGAAUUAAAGAAAAAGGCAAACAGGGAGGAGCCAGUGGAAGGCAGCGUUCCUAAGCGUGUUAGAACCAUGUCCUAACUUCAGGAACUAACAAAAGCCAUCAAGACCAAGAUGCGACCCGAGGUGGCGCAAUAGCUUGAGCUGCUGAACAGUUCCUGAUUCAAGCCUUCCUGCAGCAAUAGAUGGACGGAGAUGGGGGCUUCCUCCUGUAGCUUGCCUUGCAGGCCUUUUGCAAGGACUCCUUCGCCAAUGCCCGUGAAGUCUUUGAUACACUUCAUAUGAUGGACGUUAUUAGCUGCUCGCUAGACAGAAUUUCUUGCUUUUUCUUCUGAGAAUGAUGGGCAUGAUGAGUCAUAAAAUAAACUGUUCUGCUAUUGAAAAUGUUUUACAUGAUGUUCUCUGCCUCUGUCCCUGUGAAAUUCUAGAGGACAGCUUAUUUGUCUUUCUGGAUAUAAUAAAUCAUAGAUGGAAGGGG
This is a messenger RNA of Varanus komodoensis (Komodo dragon), 1654 nucleotides long. RefSeq names its product protein FAM169B-like. Bases 34 to 1257 code for a protein of 407 amino acids. Lineage: Eukaryota; Metazoa; Chordata; Lepidosauria; Squamata; Varanidae. The transcript has 10 exons. The record is from RefSeq and is a predicted model, not a curated record.